Messenger RNA from Zingiber officinale, 1537 nucleotides. RefSeq names its product cold-regulated 413 inner membrane protein 1, chloroplastic-like. The record is from RefSeq and is a predicted model, not a curated record. NCBI's taxonomy places the organism in Eukaryota, Viridiplantae, Streptophyta, Magnoliopsida, Zingiberales, Zingiberaceae. The coding region runs from base 16 to 831 and encodes 271 amino acids. The transcript has 9 exons. Gene Ontology annotation, cellular component: membrane.
UGACUGGCCAGGUGGAUGGAGUUCCGUCACUUCCCCAUCUCCUUCCUCACAACGAACAAAUCAAGUCCGGAGGUAUUUAAAGCGCGAGCUCCUCGUCACUCUCGCUUCUUCUUCUCCCUUCCCCUCGAUCUUCACCGCGAUCCCCGAUCACCGGAUCCGACGAUGUCCACCGGUGUCCUCUUAUCCCUCCCCUCGCCGUUCCUCGCCUCUCCGGCCGCCCGCUCGAGGCUCCAAUGCCGCCCUCCCCCUCUCGCCCCCGUCGCCCGCGGCGGUCCAGUCACCGCCCCUGCCCUUAGGCUGCUUGGCCCUGCUCUUCCCAUCACGGGCAUGCCGUCGAUGGUUAAGAAGGCAAAUAAAAGGCUUGGUGGAGUGACAUGCUAUGCUGCGCCGCUCAGUCCGCAUACGGUUCAAUGGGUUUCUGCUGUCUCCAUCGCGGUACUAAUGUUAGCCAAAGGCACAGCAAUCCAUAAAUCCUUUCUUCUCCCUCUUUUUGCUUUGCAAGCACCUUCAAGUGUCAUUUCAUGGAUCAAGGGUGACUAUGGCACAUGGGUUGCAUUUUUGGCAUUUCUGGUCCGUCUUUUCUACUACAUUCCAGGCCAACUUGAGUUGCCUUUCUUUACAAUGUUGCUUGUCAUCGUGGCUCCUCAUCAGGCCAUGAACUUAAGAGAUACUCAAUCUGGUUCAAUCGUGUCCUUGGCAAUCGCAGCCUAUCUAGCCUUUCAGCACUUCUCCAAGGUUGGAAGCGUGAGAAGUGCUUUCGACAAAAGCUCCAUCGUAGCAACGUCAGCCAUCAUCUUCAUCACCAUCAUCCCUUGCUUGUUCCUGCUCUGAUCCUCCUCCGACAAGAAGCCGUCAAACAUAAUAAUCUGUGAGCCCGAGUCCACCACGUACUCAUCUUCCAUAGGUUUACCUCCUGUUGGCAUGUUAUCUAGAAAAGUUUCUACUGAAGCUUCCAUAUAUUCUAUAAUGAAUUUCUUCUGUAAAUCGUCAAAUUCGAUAUGGCCCUUCAUCACUAAUUCCUUAGUUUGGAUGGAUGAAUUCCAAAUAAAUUGUCCAACCUCGUGAUUUCCAGCAAGUUGUCGCAAAUAUGGAGACAAAUCCUUGACAGUUUUGGCUUUGAUGGUGCCCUUUCAGGCUCCAUGCUGCCAAUCUCGUGCUGAGUUGCUUUGGGAUCCGGGAAAAGGAUGACGUGGUGGACGAUAGUGGUGCAGUCGGAGCGCUCUAAUCAAUGCUUCGUAUCUCAAAUUGGACAGGUAAUCUCGAACGCGUUAUCGACUCAGCACGCGUCGUCCGCACUCGACUCGUUGUCUUAUCUGCUCAUUUUAUUUUUCGAGUUUUCAUUCAUUUUAUUAAUUGCCAGCCAGUGGAGGGGAAAUCUGUGGUCACCCCUCCCUCCAUCGCCGAUCUCGAUCCCUAGGCGCAGGUCAUUAUGUCGAAGAUGGGUGCUGACAAACAGUUGGAUCAAAAUGAGGAAAAUGGCAUGCCGUCAUCCCAACAAGAGGAACAAGCAAUAAAGAAGAAAUAUGGAGGAAUGAUA